Glycine soja is the source of this 330-nucleotide messenger RNA. Its product is annotated as G-type lectin S-receptor-like serine/threonine-protein kinase SD2-5. The record is from RefSeq and is a predicted model, not a curated record. Bases 1 to 330 code for a protein of 109 amino acids. The transcript has a single exon. Gene Ontology annotation, biological process: protein phosphorylation. Lineage: Eukaryota; Viridiplantae; Streptophyta; Magnoliopsida; Fabales; Fabaceae. Gene Ontology annotation, molecular function: ATP binding; protein kinase activity.
AUGCUAAUGCUACAUAGACUUCUUGCUUAUGAGUACAUGGCUAAUGGUUCAUUGGAUAAAUGGAUAUUCAACAAGAACAAAGAGGAGUUUGUGUUGGAUUGCGAUACAAGGUAUAAUAUAGCACUUGGAACAGCAAAAGGACUUGCUUAUCUACAUGAAGAUUGCGAGUCAAACAUUAUUCAUUGUGACAUCAAACCAGAAAACGUGCUCCUAGAUGAUACUUUCAGGGUCAAGGUUUCUGAUUUUGGUUUGGCUAAGCUCAUGACACGUGAACAAAGCCAUGUGUUCACAACACUUAGAGGCACUACAGUGUAUCUUGCACCUGAGUGA